Melospiza melodia melodia is the source of this 1302-nucleotide messenger RNA. It is a transcript of the gene HGH1, whose product is annotated as HGH1 homolog. The record is from RefSeq and is a predicted model, not a curated record. Bases 1 to 1206 code for a protein of 401 amino acids. The transcript has 8 exons. NCBI's taxonomy places the organism in Eukaryota, Metazoa, Chordata, Aves, Passeriformes, Passerellidae.
AUGGCGAGCUUUUGCCAGGCGACGCGGCGAUGUGGACGCCGCUACGGCGGCGGCCGUGUAGGAGCCGACGGCGCUCCUGUCACGGUGGCGGGCGAGGCUCCGCCGGCGGCCAUAACAGAAGCGGCUGCGGCCCCGGCGGAGACGAAGGCAGCCAUGGCGGCGCCCAUCACGGAGCCCUCCCCGUCCGUGGCUCUGUCGGAGCUCACGGCGCUGCUCUCCCCGUCCUCCCCCGCCGCUCCCGAAGCAGCCGAGGCCGCUCUAGCCCUGUCUGGCAGCGCCUCAGGCCGGGCGCUGCUCGCUGAACAUCCCGCGGCCUUAUCGGCCUUGUCCGCCAUGGCCGCCUCGGCCUCGCGUGGAGCGCGGCCCGCCUUGGCCGCGCUGGUGAACGCCUCCUCCGAGCCCGCCGCGCUGGAGCCGCUUCUCGCCGCCGUCCCUUCGCUCCUCCCGCUCCUCCCCGGCUCCGGAGCGGCGUGCGGGGUGCUGGCCAACCUGAGCCGGGACGCGGCGGCGGCGCCGCGGGUGCUGCGGGCGCUGGGCCCCGGGGCGGAGGAGGCGCUGCUGCGGGCGCUGAGCGUGGAGCGGCCGCCGGCGGAGCUCGGGGCGCUGCUCUGCAACCUCAGCCAGGCCCCCGAGGGCCGCGGGGCGCUGCUGGAGCCCUCAGGGCGGCUGCUGGGGCGGCUCCUGUCGCUGCUGCGCUGCCCGGACACGGAGCUGAGGAGGGGAAUUGUGGGGGCGCUCAGGAACUGCUGCUUCCAGCACGAGCACCACGAGCGGCUGCUGAGCCCCGCGCUGGAGGCGCUGCCGCUGCUGCUGCUGCCCCUGGCCGGCCCCGACGAGCUCCCCGAGCACGAGAUGGAGCAGCUGCCCCUGGAGCUGCAGUACCUCCCCCCCGAGCACCAGCGCGAGCAGCAGCCCCAGAUCCGCCGGAUGCUCCUGGAAACGCUGCUGCUGCUGGCGGCCACCAAGGCGGGGCGGUGCCACCUGAGGUCCACGGGGACGUACCUGGUGCUGCGGGAGCUGCACGCGUGGGAGAGCGACGCCGCGGCGCUGCGCGCCUGCCACAACCUCAUCCAGGUGCUGAUCGGGGACGAGCCGGAGCCGGGCCUGGAGAACCUGCUGGAGGUGACGGUGCCCGAGCACCUGGAGCGGCUCCUGAGGGACGCGGACGGCAACGAGGAGCGCCCGGGCACGGGGACACACGGGUGACACCCAAAUGGCACCGAAAUGGCACCGGGGGACACCGGGAUGGAGCCAAAAUGGCACCGGGGGACAGCGAAAUGGCGCUGGGAUGGCACCGAAAUG